UAAUUUGAUUGACAUACGAUUUCCCUGACAUUAUUUAUUUCUGAUUUUGAUUUUAUUUAAUUAAGUUUUAAAUUAUAAUGAUUUAAUCAGGAAGUCUUCUCAUCUUUAACCAAUUGUAUAAUACCUGUCUAUUUGCCUUGAAAAUCUGAGAUGUAACUUGUGAAGAUGAGACGGUUAAUUGUAGGCUACAAAUUGUAAGGUUUGUAAUAUCAGGUUAAAGAACCCAUUUCAAUCGUCUGGUGUUAUUCAUUUUAAAAAGAGCGGCAAUUUGGUUCUCCAUUCAACUUAAAGAUUCAUUGGUAUCUAAAUAAGAUGAAAUAUACCUUUGUCACCAAAUAAAUGGAUGAAUGUAAAAAUGAGGAACCAAAUUUGAACCCGAUUUGAAAGCAGCCAACAUUAGAUUUGCUAUUUUUAGGUUUCUUCAAAGGGGAACAUUUUAUUUUAAAGAUUUUAACUUUUCUAGUGACUCUACUUUUUGGUCUUGAUUUAUUUUUGUACAGAUCAUUCAAAUGAACUAUCAUCUCGGUGCUACUCAUGUUUCAUCUAAUGGGGAAUCAAUCAAAUAAAUACACAAAUAAGUGUUCAUUAUAAAACAAUCUAUUCAUUUUAUUGACUUACCCAAAACUCACACAUGAAAUCACUUGAAUAACUAACUGUAUUGUACUGUAAUCUCUUAAAGAUUUAUGACUGUUCCUUCAUGCGGUUGAAAUAUAUCAACAUUGGUUAAUUUAGUUGGUAGUUGGAGAUCGAUCUACAAAUCAGCUGAAAGAUCAAACAAUAAGCUAAAUCUGUAAAUCUGAAGUAACCUUGGAAAGAAAUAUCUGAAAGGCUGGACCGAGAUAUUCAAAUGAAUCGCCUGGACCAUAGAUCAUGGCGAAUCACGAUCAAAGUUGAAAUACAAGUAUAACUUGUAGAUAAUUAUUUCUAAGGACAACCUGUAAACAAUCAGAGAGAAAGUUUGAUUGAGAAGGAAGGUUUUUUGCGUUCAAUAUGUACACCUGAGGUACAUUCUUAUCUUCUAGCGUGGUAUCAGUUUCUGUUCAAGUAUCACCUUGAAAAAAGAGUUGCUGUUACCCUCUAAGCUUAAUAAAUUUAGCAACCGCAGGAGCUUUUCAAGUCAUUGUGUAAUCAAACCUGUUGGACAACGACUUCCUUGGUAAAGCUUUGCCCAAUUGAUCUCCUUUAAUCAUUUCAGUCGUUUAACUCUGAUCUGAAAAUCAUGUGUUCAACUCAUGUGCAGAGUUAUCCUGUUCACGAGCCUCUAAUUUCCCCAUGAAACUCUCUAAUUUCAAUUCAAGAUGAGCUAAAAACUGAGACAAAUAAGAGCGGGAGAAAAUAAAAUGAUAUGAGCUGAAGUUAUCAAAUUGGCUCAUAUUUUUACAGCUGUUGGUUUCUUUUCAAAAUUAGAUUGAAAUCUUUCAAGCUAGUUCAAAUUAACUGGUUUAAAUUGGUUCCAAUUGUCAAUCCAAUGGCAAGGAUUUGAAAACAUGUCAUUAAACAGGGAAAACAACAACAAUAAUCAUUCAUUGCCUUAGAUUCCUGUUAGAAAAUCUCUGAUCAAUUGCAUAUCUCUUAAUGGUCUUUUAUAUUUGUCUCAUUAUAAUGUUGUUUGCCCUGUUGUUUACCCUUUAGCAGGUUACCCUUUAGCAGGUUAAAAUUCAAGUACAUUUAGCACCAUGUUAGCCCUGAGACUGGUAAAUGUCUGCUUUCUCUUUUGGUUUCUGGUAUUAGAUACCUUUCCACAAUCAAAUAGAAGUCAAAUUUCAUUUUUAUUACCAUUAAUCGUAUUGCUUUCAAUACAAACAUCUCCAUGUGAUUAUUGUAAAUCCUUAACAACACGGAACCGGAUCGGAUGGAAACAAAAAUUUCCUUUGUUAUUGUAACCUUAUAAAAUUGCUUCAGUUGGAUGAGAAAAAGAAAGUCUUCUCUUAAAACUAGAAUGAAUCAUGAAUAGAACGUUCUGGCAAUGAUUUCAACAACAGCCCAUCUCCAUCAUCAUCAUCAUCUCUGGAUACUUGUAGUUACCGGUUAUUGUUUAACAUCAUCGUCAUAAUCCUUGGAAACACUUUACUUCAACUCUAAACUGGAAAUAUUCUUUAUCAUGGAAGAAAAAUUUUAUUCCAAGGAAAUGGAUUACAUGUUGCUGAAUUAUAAUGUGAUGACCAAUUAAUUUAAAUUUAAUCACUGUCAAUAUUUUGUUGGAUUUAUCUUCUAUUACCAAUAUUUUAAAACAACACCAGUAUCAGCUGUUUACCGGUUGGUAGCUAUUUUCUGGUAACCAAUCAAGUGACAAUCAACCCGAAUUACUCAUCAUUUGGCUAAAGUUGAAACCGUUUCUUUCAAAGGAUUUUUCUCAUCAUAAUUUUGCCACUGAUCUAACCUCACAGUUAAUAAGAUUAUUUACAUUGGUUCCAACAUCUGGUUCUACACCGUUUUUCAACACCAGCUCUGGUUUUGUUUCGUUUCCUAGUUGAGGCUCCAUUGUUUUUUAUCCAAAGGAUCAUUAUUUUGAACGCCGGCCAUGGGUUAUGAUCCAUCACUGUUUGUCUCUAAGGUUGAUUCCGAACUAAAAUGUCCAAUCUGUCAAGGUGUUGUAGAGAAACCUGUUCAUGGAAUCAAUUGUAAUCACAUUUAUUGUUCAACUUGUGUCCGAUCUUGGCUUCGUCACUCUUUAACUUGUCCAUUGGAUCGAUUACCAUUAAAUGAAUCUCAGUUGCGACCUGGUCCACGUAUUAUUGUUUCAUUAUUGAAAAAUUUGGAAAUUAAGUGUACAAAUUAUAACCGGGGAUGCUGUUGGAUAAUGAAAUUGUGUGAAUUGGACCAACAUUUAACUUGGUGCGCUUUCAAGGCUCCAUCGAGCGAAAUAAAUAUUAGCAAUAGCAAUAGUAAUAAUGUCAAUAACUCUUCUAAUCUAGUUCCUAAUCCUGACAAUGAAAUACGCCAAUUGAGAAACAUUUGUGACAAACGAUCGGAACUUCAAGAAUUAAGAAACUUGGUUAAUCGUCUUACCUGUGAUAUGGAAAAUAUAACAGCCUCUGGUGAAAUAAUAACACAACAGGUAAAAGAGAUAAGUGAUAAAACUGAUUGUGUGAUUCGUUAUCUGCAAUAUGCUCAAAGUCAAAUGAUGAGAAUCUUUCUAUCUCGAGAGGAACAAGAACAACUUAUGUCUAACCUUAAAUUGGACAAUUCUCUGGUUAAUUGUACAGUUCUUAACCUAAGUGAGUUUAUGACUCCUGAAAUAUUAAUGGAAUACCUGAGACAGAACGGAAUGAAACCAAUUAAAUGUAUCAUGGGUCCUUAUCCUUUUAAUCGAUCACGAAAUUUUUGCGUCACCGUAAGAUUAUCUGAUUUGGAUAAAUUAUUAGAUCCUGAUUUGUGGCCCAUAGGAGCUGCUCUAACCAUUACAAAUGGUCGCAAUAAAUCACCUUUAAUCACUGGUAAACGAUCCAAAAAUAUGUCAACUCUAUGCCUUGAGUCGGGCAUAAAUGAAUAACUCUGGAUCUUUGACGACACUUUCGAAUCUUGGAAUGAAAUCAAAAUUAGAUUCAAUUUACUUGAUAAUUAAACAAAUUUUUUGUUUCAAAUCU
Messenger RNA from Tetranychus urticae (two-spotted spider mite), 3587 nucleotides. The record is from RefSeq and is a predicted model, not a curated record. Lineage: Eukaryota; Metazoa; Arthropoda; Arachnida; Trombidiformes; Tetranychidae.